Paramecium pentaurelia is the source of this 2627-nucleotide messenger RNA. The record is from the annotation of a GenBank genome assembly. Lineage: Eukaryota; Ciliophora; Oligohymenophorea; Peniculida; Parameciidae.
AUGAGUUUCUUUAGAUCCAAAUAGAUGAAAUUAUAUAGUUUAGUUAUUCCAAGAGAGAGUGCUUGGGUAGUUAUGGAUCAAUUGGGAAGAUUAGGAUAGUUACAUAUGAUAGAUUAUGAUCCUUUAUUACCAAUGAUGAAUAGACCAUUUGCUAAUUAUGUUAAAAGGUAUUCAAAAUAUCUAUUUUUAUAGAUGUGAUGAAUCAUUAUUCAAAUUAAAUGGACUUGAUGCACUUCUUAAACAAUUCAAAAAAAAACUAAUAUAUUGUGAAGAUACUCAAAAAUUACUUGAUUAUUUUAGAGAUAUAUAGAAUUCAAGGUAAAAACCUGGACAUACAUUAUUUGAUGAAUUAGAAUAAGAAAUUGAGAAGAAAAAAAAUAAUAUUUAAGAAAUGUCAAAUAAUUUGUAGAAUUUAUUAGAUAGAGUAGAUUCAAUUACAGAAUAAAAAUUAGUAUUAGAAAAAGCAAAAGAAAUUUUAGGAAAAUCAAUGUUUUCAUAGUAAAUUGUAAUGUAUAACUUAGAUCAACUCCUCAUAAUGUAAAUGAUUAUUAAUAAUUAAAAUUUGGAUAAUUAAUUGGUGUUAUUGAUAAAGAAGAUGAAACAAGAUUUAAAAGAAUAAUGUUUAGAAUUACAAAAGGUAAUGCAUGGGUUAAUAUUGUGGAUCUUUUGCCUGAAAAAUAACACCUUUAAAUAAAAACAUCAAUUGAUCUUAAUAGAGUAAUUGUUCUUCUUUAAAAAAGGCAUCAUAACCUAGAUGUUUAUAUGUUGUUGUUUAUCCUGGAAUGAAUGAUUAGAGUACUUUAAAAUAGAAAUUACUAAAAGUUUGCGAUUCAUUUUCAAAAAACAGAAUUGAAUAUCCAAAUUCAUAAGAAACUAUGGAUAAUAAAUUAAGAGAAUUAUCUAUUCAGAUAAAUGAGGCAUAACAUUUAAUAUAAAUGACCAAAAAAUAAUUAGAAGUUACUUUAGAUGAAUUAGUUAAAGAGAAGAAUGGAUGUAAUUGCUCUUAUUUUGAAUAAUUAAGAUUAUAUGUUUUAAAAGAGAAAUAUCUCUAUGUUAAUUUAAAUUACUUAACAAUGUAAGGUUCAAUAUUUACUGGAAACUUUUGGUUACCUGAAGGACUUGAAACUUUAGUAGAAGAUAAAUUAAGAAAUGCUAUGUAGAAUAGUAUAGAAAGAUUUCCAACUGGAUAAAUUUAAGAGAUUAAACCAAAACAAGGAGAAUUAGCACCUACUUAUUUUAAUCUUAAUGAAGUAACUAUGCCUUUUUAAGAAAUUGUAAAUACAUAUGGAGUACCAAGAUAUUAAGAAGUUAAUCCUGGUUUAUUUACAGUAAUUACAUUUCCAUUUCUAUUUGGUGUAAUGUUUGCAGAUAUUGCUCAUGGUUUCUUAUUAUUCUUAUGUGGAUUGUAUGUUAUAUUCUGGAAAUAAUAAUUAAAGAAAUAAACAGAUUCUAUGUUUAAUGCUAUGAUUCCAUUUAGAUAUCUAUUAACUCUUAUGGGAUUAUUUGCAUUUUAUAAUGGAUUAAUUUAUAAUGAUUAUCUCUCAAUAUCUCUAAAUCUAUUUGGCAGUUGUUAUUAUCCUAAAAAUGAUGAAUGGGAAAGGGAAUAAAAUUGUGUAUAUCCAUUUGGUAUUGAUCCCGUUUGGUUGGCAUCUGGAUCAAGUCUAAAUUUUAUGAAUUCAUACAAAAUGAAAUUAUCUGUAAUAUUAGGAGUUACUCAUAUGUUAUUUGGAAUUUUAAUGAAAGGAGUUAAUACUUUAUAUUUUAGAAAUUAUUUAGAUUUCUUUUGUGAAUUCAUUCCUUAAUUAUUAUUUAUGGCUUGCACAUUUGGUUGGAUGGAUUUCCUUAUAAUUAUGAAAUGGUUGACUGUAUAUCCAAAUGGAAAAGAUCCUAGUAUUAUUGAAACAAUGAUUAAUCAAGUACUAAAACCUAUGGAUGAAGCUGUUACUCCUAUAUUUCUAAAUAAUGCUUCUUUAUAAUUAUCUAUUACACAAUUAUUAACAAUAAUUGCAGUAGUUAGUAUUCCAUGGAUGUUGUUUCCAAAACCUUUAAUUUUAGGUUCAGGUCAUAAGAAACAUAAAGUAUAAAUUAAUGAUCCAUAAUAUUAAAAAUUGAUUUCUGAAAAACAAGGAUCUGAACUUGAGAUUGAUCCUUAAUAAUUUAGAAAGGAAUUAUAAAAUGCUGCAUCUAAUAGGAGUUUAGAAUCUUCUGAGUAGGAACACGAUUCAGGGGAAAUAUGGGUACAUUAGAUGAUAGAAACUAUUGAAUUUGUAUUGGGAGGUAUUAGUAAUACUGCAUCAUAUCUUCGUUUAUGGGCAUUAUCUUUAGCUCAUGGAUAAUUAGCAGAAGUAUUUUACGAUAUGUGUAUUGCAGGAAAAUUAGAUAUGGGUGGUAUUGUAGGUGGAUUAAUGAGUGGAUACUUUUAUAUUGUAUUUGCAUUAUUAACAUUUGGAGUGUUGAUGAUGAUGGAUGUAAUGGAAUGUUUUUUACAUGCAUUAAGAUUACAUUGGUAUUAAUUAGUUUCAUUUAUUAAAGGGUUGAAUUUUAGAGUAAAUUUUAUAAAGCUGAUGGGUAUUUGUUCAUUGGAUUUUCUUAUAACAAAAUGUUAUCAGAAAAUAAUCAUAAUUGAC